Belonocnema kinseyi is the source of this 6147-nucleotide messenger RNA. RefSeq lists its product as uncharacterized. The transcript has 8 exons. Gene Ontology annotation, cellular component: nucleus. Lineage: Eukaryota; Metazoa; Arthropoda; Insecta; Hymenoptera; Cynipidae. Gene Ontology annotation, biological process: regulation of gene expression. Bases 281 to 3778 code for a protein of 1165 amino acids. The record is from RefSeq and is a predicted model, not a curated record.
GACGACGGAGCGAGGAGGAUCCGUGACGUCGGUGCCCAAAUAAACAUAAUUAUAUUUGAAUAAUCUCGAUGCGAAAACGGUUCGAGGGGCACCGAGCAAAUCUCGCGAAUCUUACGUGUGUUUUAAGUGCUCGUUAACAUUCAGUGAAUGUAAAUAGAUCGGCAUCGCAGACAACGCGUGUGUGACACGAUCUCGUCGGGGGGAUUAUCACAAUCCGAACUGCCGACCACCACGGCAGCUGUUCGACUGUUGGACAAUCUGUCAAGCAGCGGUGACCCCCAUGGAAGGCACGUUGGAAGAUACCCUGGUCAAGGACCCAUCUCAGGACGAUGCUGAUAAGCUUCUUAAAGAUGCGGCAGAUAAAAUAGUUCAAAAUGGGGUCAACGGGAGUUACGACGAUGCAGAGCCCGAAGAGUUCGCGGAGUCGUGUCAGGGACAAAGUUCUCCAGAAAAUAAAGAUGCCACCGAAGACGGGGAAAAGGAGGAAAGUGACGAGCAGCUAAACGACGCAGCCAUUGCCGACAGUGACGAACUAGGGAACGAGAAUGAAAAAGAGUCUGCGUCGACAAAAGUGGACGGAGCACUUGGGAAGGACGAUGACAAAUCCGAGACGCCAGAUGCUGAUCCCGAAAACUCAGGAAGAGUGCCAGCUGAAAGUCUCGAAGACAUCGACGAAGAGGUAGACAAAGAGGAAGAAGAUGAUGUCGAGAUGGAUCCUGAGAAGAUCGAAGAACUUCUUCGCGACGAUGAUCCCACCAGUCAAGAUGGCGAGACAGAGGUAAAAAGUGUGGAGAAAGACGUCGAGUUGUCGAAUCACUCGAAGGUAUCUGAAUCCUCGAACGGUGUGAGUGAGCCAAACAAUGUGAGUGAAGUGUCUAAAGACCUGGAGGAGUGUAAAGUCGUGGAGGAAUCUAAAAAUUCGGAGCGUAAAGACUCUGACGGUAAAGAUUCGGAAUGCGAGGCAAUGGAAGUUGAUGCUGAAAGCAACAACUCCGACAUUGAGUGUCUCGACGAAAGCGUCACGCAAAUCGACUCUGACAAUGACGAUGACGUUUUCACAAUCGAAAAACCUGACUCCGGGAAUAAAAGCGCCUCCAGGAGUAGCGACAUUCAGCAAAUUGACGAGGCUGGCGAGAUAAUAGACAGUAGUAUGGACACCUCCGACGUCAAAAUCUGCGAGGAAAAUGGCAGCUGCGGGAGUCCCGAUAUCGAGGAGAUAACUGAUACCUCUAGAAGCAAUGGUCACAACUCUGAGCAGGAAGGUUCGACAAAGGGCACGCCGAGUAAGAAAAAGAUCAGGAAGCAAGUAGACCUUAGCAACAUUACCCCAAGACGCAGCUCCCGAAACAUCAAGAGGACUAGUUACAUUGAGAAGGAACCCGAGGAGGAAGUCGUGCAUGAUGCUGAUGAUGAUGAUGGCUCCGAUAUUGAGGAGAUCAAACCUGAAGAUCCACUCGCGGGAAUUGAUAGCAAAGACAAAGAGAACUCUAAAGUGAAGUCCCCUAUCAAGAACAAUAAAACCACGAUCGUCGUGAAUGAUACCAAGAGGCUCGUGGAAAUUGCUGCUGGGAGUAAAGCUUCUUCCAAGGGAGGGAAGAAGGAACCUACCUUAGUUAUAAUAGAUACGAAUUCUAUCCUCUCCGGUAGAGGAGGCAUUCCAGUUAGCACUGCGAAACCCCAGUCGGUUUCUAAUUCUCCGGCCUUCUCGGUCGUUCCCAUGAGCAUGGCCCCACAGACUAUGUAUCCAAAUAUGAGAACAACCAUCACCCCUGUACCUAUGAAAGCAGCUCCAAGUCCAAAGCCAGCGACGGUCACUCCAGUGAUUCCUCCUGCUCCCCAGAUUUUGCCGACCUUGACCGAUGAUAUGUUUGUUGUCGAGGCACCGUCCUUUAUUGUACCUUACGUUUAUGAGAAACCGCCGCUGAAGCCCAUGAAGGAGUUUAUCACCAAGUUGAAAAAGAGCAUUCUCGAUAGGGAGUUGGAGGAGAAGAAACUUGAGGAUGAGAAAAAAGCAGCGCAGAAGAAAGCUGCUGCAGAUAAAAAAGCGGAAGACAAAAAGGACGAUGCAGCAGCAGCGGCGACAACAGAGGAGGAGAAAGAAGAAGACAGCGAGACGGAGGGCAGCGAGCAUAGUAAGAAAGACGAGGAUGGUGUUGAUUUAACCGAAAAGGGUCCCGACGACAAGCUGGAUCCAAAGCCUGAGGAGCGGAACAAACUACCGACCUAUUUUGAUCUACCCUUGGGGAAAUUCUUCAUGUCGAUUGGUGUUGGUCUUGUCCAAGAAUUCGUGCAGACUGAUCUUCUGAGGACGCAGAAGAGAAAACAGGGCAAGGGACCGCCAUCCGCCGAGACCCAGAUGGCUAUUAAUUCGCUGAUCAAGAAUCUAGAGUUUAGUAAAGAAAAUAACGAACCAUUCCAUUUAGAAAUGAAGAAAUGUGAAUUCUGUAAUUUUAAAACGGAAUCGGCCUUAGUCAUGCAACACCAUUUGGAGACGCCACAUAUGAAGAACUAUGUUUACAAAUGUAAUUUCUGUCCGAGCGAGGUUCGCAGUCCCCAUGAUAUUCUAUUUCAUAUGGAGGCGGAGCACAACACUCGUGGACGACUCGAAAGAGGUCCUGCUUUUCAUCAGUGUCCGAACUGUCCGUUUGAGGAUAAUCAGAAGGGUAAACUGACAAGACACAUUUUAGCUUGCACGAAGAAAUUCAGACCCGAGCGCAAUUUGGAACCUGCGUCGGACUGGGAGCCACCAGCGAAAAUUCCGAGAAUGAAUCGGGCACGACAGUCGUUGCAAGCAAAUCAGAGUGCGUUGGCUUUGGCGAUGAGUGCUAAAGGACCCCAGCCACUUUUACCGAAAUUGCUCCCGGCACCGAUGCCAGGACGUGGAAGAGGACGUCCACCAAUGCAACCGAGGUAUACGGAUUUAAAGAGUCUGAGAGCAGGAACUUCGCCGAUGAGGCAAGACAACUUCUUUACAGACAAUGUUGGGGGGAUGAUGUAUCGACCGACUUCGUCUGGGCUGUUGGUGCCUACUUCCUAUCAAUUCGGCAGCAACCAAAUAUUCCAGAAUUCACCUACAAAUUCUAAAAAUCCUACGGCAAAGCUGUUGAGUCAGCCGAGUAUAUCUAUAACACCUUUGCCACGUACAACGUCCCAAACUCCCGUUUCUGGGUCAGGAUCUUCCUCGAAACCUGCUGGCGGAAAGAGCACCUUCGUCAUAUGUGAGAUAUGCGAUGGUUACAUCAAGGAUCUUGAACAACUCCGAAAUCACAUGCAAUGGAUUCAUAAAGUUAAGAUACAUCCAAAGAUGAUCUACAAUAGACCUCCUCUGAACUGUCAGAAAUGUCAAUUCCGGUUCUUUACGGAUCAGGGUUUGGAAAGACAUUUGCUCGGAUCUCAUGGGCUUGUCACAUCUAGUAUGCAGGAAGCUGCAAAUAAGGGCAAAGAUGCCGGUCGUUGUCCAGCUUGCGGCAGGGUAUACCAAUGGAAGCUGCUAAACCACGUAGCACGGGAUCAUGGUAUGACGCUGAAGCCAGCGCAUCUAUCGUACAAAUGCACAGUCUGCACGGCCACCUUCGGAAUGUACAAGCAGUUCGAGAAUCACGUCUAUUCGGCGCACAGCGUCGUCGCCAAGCGAGUAAUGGACAAAAAGAAUGCGCCCUCGUCUCCGUCAUCCAGAUCCAAUGACUCUCUUCUCAAGCCCUUGAAGAUCAACGAUGAGAUCACUAUUAUUCCGCAGCCAGCCAAGGUGUCCUCGAGAUCCGUUCAAGGCCGCAAAUAGCAAUGAUCGGCAGAGUGAUAUGUGCAACUCGUCUCAUUAAAUUUCACAUAACUUUGUGGUACUCCAUACCGAUCUCUGUCGUAACGCGGUGAUCGACGCGAAGUGUACAUGUGUAUGCAUAUUAUGCUUAAGGCACACAACCCACACAUUCACUCACCUACCCACACACAGUCAGACACACCCACCCACACAUCCACACAGAUACAAUUAUCGAUAAUAUCCCAAAAAACAGAAACCUUCUCUCUUGGCAAAACACUAGUUGACUGCGUAACAAUAUAUUCCAUCGACGAUUAUACCGAUAUAUUUAUUUAAGAAUUUUUAUUGUUGUUAUCAGACAUGCAUAAAGAAGAAAAUAGACUGUAAAAACAUUAAAGGGUGGCCUUCAGUAUGAUGAUUCCUUCGUUGAUCCACGAGCAGUGCAAUUAUUGCAGUCUUCAUCAACGCGCCUCUUGAUUAUUCAAAUCUUCGAGUCUUCGAACAUUUGAUAAAAUUACACAAAUAAUUAUAUUCGUGUUCUGUCGUAAUAUAAAUGGGUCUCCCCAAUAUCGGAGCUUCUAUGUAAAUCCUUUUUGUAACUAGGAUACUCGAGCUUGAUUCUAUUUUUCGAUUACAGAAAUUAUUUAUUAAUUGUUAAUCGUGAAAUCGUACCCUUGCCGAUUGAUUGAGGGUAAAUUGGAAUUCCAGCUUGCAGAUUUUAAUCGACCUUAGUUCUACUUUAGCGAAAUACUCCGUAUUUAAUUUCUCUUCAAGACCCACACCUUCGAAAUAAUUUAUAUCAAGUCAGAGGGGUGACAGGAAAUACAUAAACAGGAACUGUAAAGUGUAUCUAUUACAAUAAGUUGAAUCCUACAAGGUUCCAUGUGUAAUAAAAUAUCAAGUUUUAUUUUUCGCUCUUUUAAGAACAACAAAUUGUACAUUAACAUAGAGUAUAAUAUAAACGUAAACGGAUAAAUAUCAAUAAACAGAAGAAAGCUACGAUGGCACACAUUAUAUAUCGAGUUUCUUAUUGCGAGCCUUCUGUUCUUUACGAGUCUUGAUUUUCUUCUUUACGAGUCGAAAUUCUUACACCUUUCUUUAGUUCUCUUAAAGUUGUAAAAACCACGAACAUUACGUCGAGCCGACGGCCUGUGUAACACAACUAAUGUUGCGAAUCGAAGAUAGAUUUCUGGAGUAUGUGAGAGGGGGGAGGGAAGUACAUAAAUUUUCUUUAUGCGAAAAAAAACUCCCUGCGAUGACGAUAGGCUUAUAUUAUUAUUAACAUGUAGAUAGUCCUUAAAAAAAGAGAGUAACGGGUUUAAUUUAAAUAAUUUCGACUUCUCAUAAUUUUUGUACGUUACUAUAGGAAAUAAUAAUUUUAGAAGAGAAAACGUAUUCGUGCGAAGGGCAUAAAAAUACGGUGUGCUUUUGCACUCAGGCUGUAUUAUUUAAACUCGGCUAUAUGCCAGCCACUAUUACGGUGAUCACAUGUUGGUAAAACUGAGAGCAUUCAUAGACGUAAUUACAGAAAUUAUAUAGUUUACUGUAAUAAUUUGUACAAUAUUAUAUGAAUAAUUAGUGAUUGCGAAAAUAAAGUGUACCAACAUUGUAUUAAAAAUUCAUCGUUUCGUCGUUCAGCGAGCUUUUCAGUUUUGUCAGCCCAUAGAUUGACUUUUGACUUUCUUUUUCAAUGUGAUCUCUACUUUUGGACUUUACUUUUGUCGUCUCGUUUUCGACUUCCAAUUUUUUCCCCCAUGAAAAGUGCUACUUUGGUGUUGCUGAUUUCUGAAACGUUCUCUAAGCGUUGAGGAAUAUCGGUAGGAAGUGUCAAGUGAAGAAAUAGAAAUUAGGGUGAAACCAGGACUGCAUAAUGUAACUUUACAGAUGACGAGAAGACAUGCGAGUCUAUUUUGAUGAAAUUUUCGAAUUGUAGGGUUUCAUGAUUUCGAGAAUGUACUUUAAGUGGAUUUUAGUUUUUAUUGUCUGCGGCCGUUUUUUAAAAUGCAAAUUGUAUGUUCACAAUUUUGCUUUUUUAAGUUGUGCUCGUGCAAUUGUUUUUUUUUGUUUUUUUUUUUUUAAUUUUUAUGCAUGGCUAAGUUUUAACUUGUUUUUCAUUUUGAAAAUUGAAGAAAAAAAUUAGAGCGAACUUUCAUCCACUUUAUAUUAAAACUCGAAAAUCGGAAGGUCAAAAUGGACGUUGGUCAUUAAACCGAUUUUAUUAGAUAGUAAUACCUUUGUAUCUCUAUAAAUUGCAGACUCACUUCAUGUAUCGCAAAAAAAUUUGAUUUAACAAUUUACGAUCCAAGAUUCGGACUUGUUUGCUCUUUGCGAGAAUAAAUUGUAGAAUUCGUUUGUGUAAGGAAAGCGAAAAUAAAUCAUUUCUUUUAUAUAAA